UAAAUCAGCUGUUUCUUUCUGUAAUUAGUAUAAGUAUUCUGUUUAUAAGUGUGCGCGCAAAAAAUUUGUGUUUGUUUAUAAAUCUGCUACCAAAAAAGAUUUCGUGUAUUAAAGUGUAUUGAAAUCAUUUAAUAAUUUAUUUUCAUAAUAUCCCUAAUUCAGAAAGAACAAACGUAAAAUAUGAUGCAUUAUCGGAAAGGUGAAAAUAUCGAGCAGGAGCUAACCAAGGAUGACUUGCCAUUCGAUGACUGUUUGCCCAAGUUGCCACAAAAAGACUUUCUCUGGAUGCAUGUAAGAGGAGGCACUAAAGUACACAACGUUACUAACUAUGCAAAGAAUGCUUUGGACAAGGGCGAAUAUCGAACAGUCGUUUGGAGCGGUUCAGGUGGCGGUGUGGUGAAGACGGUUUCCUGUGCAGAAAUAUUGAAGCGCAACUAUCCGUUGCAUCAGUUGACACGCAUGGAUCAAGUGACAAUUGAGGAGCAUUGGGUGCCACAGAUGGAUGGCUUAGAGCCAAUUGUAGCUAAAAGAAAAGUACCCAGUUUACAUAUACUGAUGUCGUUGGAUCCCAUCGAUGAGAGCAUUGGCGAUGUUCAGAAACCCAAUACGACGACGGAGUAUUGGAGAUCUACAAACUCUAGCCCGCAACAACAAAAACAGCCGCGGCAAGUAGGACAAAAUAAUGAAGGUCUGAAACAGCGACAACGUAAUCAAGGGCAAAAACAGUUUCAUAAGGAGAGGCCACAAAGCCAAGAAGCGCGACAAGAACAGGCAAAAGAUAUACAAAGAAAAGACCAACGAGAAAGGCAGCAACGAUCACAAAAUCCAAAUAGAAAGCGUAGUGAGCUACGUCAGAACAGUAACGGCCAACAUCGUCAGCAGCGACCACAAAUAAAGCAAAGCGCCGAAUACCAGCAAUCUGCCCAAGGUACGCAGAUGGAGGGGGCAACAUCAGAGGCCAUUAAUGCAACCCCUUCUAAUAUUAUAGAAACUAUGGAAUCUUGAAAAUGAAAUGUACGUGUAUAUAAGAAUGAAAUAUUAAACAGAUUACUAUAAUUUUGACGAACAAUUAAUUUGUUCAGAAAACAAACCGCAUAAUGUCUUUAUGUUAAAUAUACAAAUAUCCAUAUCCAAACUAAUAGCUUACAUGAGUAUUUUGUAUUUUUUAGUUUUUAUAUUCAUUACAGGUUUGUUCAAUCUUUUCUUCAAUUAUUUUUGUUUAUUAUGUUUGAGUUAUAGUUGUUAUUUUGCAUCUAUUGUUAAAUAAUCGAAACUGUAUACUAUAAAUAUAUAUGUAAAGUAUAUAUUUUUUGUUUUGUUACUAUUUUGUUAGAUAUUUCACAUUCUCCUUUUCAUAUUGGAAUAUUAAAAAAUAUUUAAUUUACCGAUGUAUUUCAUUUACAUUUUUAUGUUGAUCGGUUUUAUAUGCAUUUAUCUUGAGAAAUUACUUUCAAUAAAAUAUUUUGAAAAAUGUCAAUGCAAAGUGGGCAUAUGCUUUGAUUAUUCUAUGACGACAUAUAUUUAACGCUUAGCUUCGUUAUGCUGUUUGCGAAAUGCGAGAUUAACGAAUUAUAAUGAUUGGUCGUAGUCAUUUGUUUUUUCGAUAGCCAAUACAUUAUUACAGCAACAUUAUUUUUGAUACAUAAUAAUUUUCGGAUGAAAUAAUAAGAUUGUUUAAUUUUAGAGUGUAUUUAGGAUUUGGAGUUAUAGUUUGAAUAAGCGCAAAUUGGAUUGAUUAGAAUCUUAUCCUUAUUAGUUUUUAGUUGCAAAAUUACAGUUACUAUGCCUUUAUAUGUAAU
Messenger RNA from Zeugodacus cucurbitae (melon fly), 1799 nucleotides. RefSeq names its product ribonuclease P protein subunit p25-like protein (gene Rpp25). The record is from RefSeq and is a predicted model, not a curated record. Lineage: Eukaryota; Metazoa; Arthropoda; Insecta; Diptera; Tephritidae. Gene Ontology annotation, molecular function: RNA binding. Gene Ontology annotation, biological process: tRNA 5'-leader removal. The transcript is spliced from 5 exons. Gene Ontology annotation, cellular component: ribonuclease MRP complex. The coding region runs from base 181 to 1005 and encodes 274 amino acids.